This is a messenger RNA of Verticillium dahliae VdLs.17, 552 nucleotides long. RefSeq lists its product as uncharacterized. Bases 1 to 552 code for a protein of 183 amino acids. Lineage: Eukaryota; Fungi; Ascomycota; Sordariomycetes; Glomerellales; Plectosphaerellaceae. The record is from RefSeq and is a predicted model, not a curated record. The transcript has 3 exons.
AUGGAGCCCAGAACAGAUUUCAUCGCUGCGGGGAUCGCGUUCGAGAUGGAUCUUCAAAGGUGGUAUCUUUUGCGCGCAGUUCUGCCGAGCAACCAGCUUAGUGCCAAAUUGUUCGCCCUGUCAAAGGGAGCAUCUUCCAGAUUUUCUAGACAGACCAGUAUAGCUUUCAGAUGGGUCUCACGAUUCGAGAUUUGGAUGAGGGAAGAGCGAGUACCAUGGAGGUUGUUCGAGGCUCUGAGCCCCGUCUUUGAGGAGGUUAUGCCGUUACUCUAUUCGAGGAUCACGGGCGUCUCGGGGGCCCCUGGACCUGUGACUCUGCAGUUCGCUGUCACACCUGGUCCUCAGCCAGCCGGACAGCAUCCUGCAGUAAGCCCCCCGCCGAGUGCUAGGGCUGCGCCGCACUCGGAACCGCCGUCUGAGAUGAGAUGCCACGAAGGAGUGAGGGGAGUGAGGCAAGGCAGACCAAUGGCGAUAGCGAAGAGGCCAACCCUCGAGUGGCUGUCCUUCUUUCCGAAGACCUCGAUGUACCCAAAGCCGGCCGUAUUGGUAUGA